AUGAAAAGAUUUUUUGGUGUUUCAAACAACCAACCAGCCCCAACUUUAGAUGAGGCAACAAAAAGAAUUGGUGGAAGGAUGGGACAAAUGGAUGAAAAAAUAAAUGGAUUAAAUCAAGAAUUAUUAGCAUAUGAUAAACAAAUAAAAGCAACUAGACCAGGUCCAGCACAGAAUGCAAUUAAACAAAAAGCAAUUAGAGUAUUACAACAAAAGAAAAUGUAUGAAAGACAAAGAGACCAAAUGGCAAGUACAUCAUUUAAUAUGGAGCAAACCAAGUUUGCCACAGAGUCAAUGAGAGAUACAAUUACAACAGUUUCAGCAAUGAAACAGGGUGCCAAAGACAUGAAAACACAAUUAAAACAUAUAAAAAUUGAAGAUGUAGACGAUAUGCAAGAUGAAAUGCAAGAUUUAUUAGAUUAUAACAAUGAAAUUCAAGAAUCAUUAGGUAGAGCUUAUCAAACUCCAGAUACUUUAGAUGAAUCAGAGUUGGAGGCUGAAUUAAUGUCAAUGGGUGAAGAAUUAGAAUUGGAAGCCUCAAUGCCUUCUUAUUUAAUGACACCAUCAGUUCCAACUACUGAUCCACAUCAAUCAAGUGUUGAUGAAUAUGGUUUACCUAUAGGCCAAGAAGCAUCACAACAAGUUGUUUAA
Dictyostelium discoideum AX4 is the source of this 648-nucleotide messenger RNA. RefSeq names its product SNF7 family protein (gene vps60). The coding region runs from base 1 to 648 and encodes 215 amino acids. NCBI's taxonomy places the organism in Eukaryota, Evosea, Eumycetozoa, Dictyosteliales, Dictyosteliaceae. The transcript has 2 exons. The record is from RefSeq and is a predicted model, not a curated record.